Molecule: messenger RNA, 1133 nt
Organism: Oenanthe melanoleuca
Lineage: Eukaryota; Metazoa; Chordata; Aves; Passeriformes; Muscicapidae
Product: B-cell differentiation antigen CD72-like
Exons: 7
Coding region: 100-1110 (336 amino acids)
Cellular component (GO): plasma membrane
Molecular function (GO): transmembrane signaling receptor activity
Source: RefSeq, a predicted model, not a curated record
GAGACGGCGCAAGCACCGGGAACAGGGACAUCCCAGAAAGGCAUCCCAAGGGCAGAGCAGGAGCCAGCAGGGCUCCGGGCUUGCCCAGUGCUCGCCCACAUGGCCCAGCUUUAUGCCGACCUGAGGUUUGCCAAAGUGAUGGGGGGCCAGAGCACGGCCAGCCAGGCGCUGGAGGCAGCCUUCGGCAUGGAUGAGGCAGAGAGCCCCUAUGAGAACUCGCAGCCAGCACUGGCAGAGCAGGAUGAGGGUGGAGCCGAGCCUGGCCCAGGGUGCUGGUCCCAUCGGUGGUACAUCCCUGUGGGUCUGCUGGCAACUUUCCUGCUGCUGGUGGCCACUGUGGCCCUGGGGGCUUGCUACUGGCAGGUCACCCGCAGCCUGCGGGACACCUCCCUCGAGCACGCAUCCGAGCAGGGCCGCCUGUCACAGGAGCUGAGGGCACGGGAGCAGAGCCUGGAGCAGACACAGCUGGAGCUGGCAUGGGCCAGAGAGGAGCUGCAGAGAGCGUGGCGUCAGGGCAACAUCAGCCAGCUGGAGCUGGACAGACUGAGCGUGGAGCUGCGCCGUGUCACGGGGGUGCUGGGCAAGACAGAGAGGGAGGUGCAGGAGGUGCAGGGGAGGCUCAACAGCAGCGAGAGCACCGUGGCCCUCCUGCGCUCCUGCACAGCUAUAGAUUGCUGUCCUUCGGGCUGGCUGCUGUACAGGGGCAAGUGCCUCUUCAUCUCCUCGGAGAAGAAGACAUGGGAGGACAGCAGAGAUGAGUGUGAGAGGACAUACUCUCAGCUGCUGGUCACCAAAUCCUGGAGUCGUUGGACUGUGCCGACCUUCCUGAAGAAUGCAGAUGUCCCAUACUGGAUUGGAUUGCAGAAGGGCAGUUUCCCCUGGUAUGACUAUGGCUGGCUGGAGGAAGAGGACCCAGAUGGUGAGGGGGGCUCUGAGGCCUGGUUCUGGGUGGAUGGCUCCCUUUAUGAAAGGCCCUGGCAGUCAAAAUCGAAUGGAACCUGUGCCAUAAUAAGUCGUGGGAGCAUCAAACCUGCCCAGUGCACUGGUCCCAGUGACCUGCACUUCUGGAUCUGUGAGAAGGCAGCAGGGCCAAGCCUCCCUUUCAAGUGAGGAUGGCUGCUGGCCCCAGCACU